ACCGACGCCUCAAGCUGCGACUGUUCCUAUAAAACCGCCGGGUCUUUACAAGCACAAUCAUACACUCAGUAUCUGCUCCACCAUGAAGACCGUCAUGAGGACUACCCUGCUGGCCUGCAUGCUCCUCGCAGCGCUUCAGUUCGCUCAGGCGAUGCCGAGCCUCUCAGCUGGCCUAACGGAAACUAAGGCUGCCAACAAUCCAUCUCCCAAGUGCAUCGCUGAUGUACUUUCCAAAUCCUCUACGGAUGUGCAAUCGAUCAUCAUCGGGUGCAUAGAACUGGCAAGAGAGCAUGAAGCGUCCGUGCCGUUUGCCCUCGAGUUCCCCCUCUGCGUCACCAUGGCUGUAGGAGGUGAUGCCGUUCGCAUUGCGAUGGACAUCUACGAGAAGUGCUGGCUGGGACAGUAGCCGAUAGACAGAUAGUUUCAGAGCAGUCUUGACUUGUUACUUAACUGAAAAUAAAAUUGUCUUCAUACUGACUGUA
Messenger RNA from Frankliniella occidentalis (western flower thrips), 482 nucleotides. RefSeq lists its product as uncharacterized. The transcript has 3 exons. The record is from RefSeq and is a predicted model, not a curated record. The coding region runs from base 83 to 406 and encodes 107 amino acids. NCBI's taxonomy places the organism in Eukaryota, Metazoa, Arthropoda, Insecta, Thysanoptera, Thripidae.